GCCCGAAUCGAGCUAUUAAGUCAAUUUAAAGACCGAAAGGGGGAGUUCCUCAAGUCACCACUAUCCGUCAGGUUCCCCCGCAGUGGGCCAGAGAGUGCUGAAAAUGAGCGGCAGGAAGACUGGCGCUCCUUUGUUGUGGCUCGCCGUAUGCUUCGGGAGCGCGCUCGAGUCCGUGGCGCUGGGCCCGCGCGCGGUGUGGCGAAACGGCUCGGCGGUGCUCGUGCCGGACUACAUGCUCAAUCUGUACAGGACGCAGUCGCAGCUCGGGCGCACCAGCAGCUAUGGGAGCGCGACGCGCGCCAGGAGACGCGCCAACACAGUCACCAGCUUCGUGGACCAGAGCAAAGAUGAGCCAUCAGCUGAGUCCCACCAGCAGUACAUAUUUGACCUUUCGGGCCUCUCAAGGACAGAAGAACUAGUGGAGGCUGAGCUACGGGUGUUGCGGAAGCUGCCGUCUGACUUGGAGAAAUUACAGUCCUGUGCAGGAAACCUGUACCACCUACGCCUUUAUAGCUGCUCCUCUCGGGGCUCAUCAGGCAAGCCUCUACUACUCACUUCUAGGACCAUCAACAUUCUGGAUACCACCUUGAGCACUUGGGAUGUGUUUAACCUUGGGACUACACUGAGAGCCCACCACAGGGUGCACAGGAGAACUCAAGACAGCAGAUAUGUAUGUUUCAGCAUAGCUGUUGUUUCAGACUUAACAGAUGAGGUGGUAUCCCCUUCUUUAAUUGGUCUGGGUUCGGAGGGGCAACAGAAGAAUGAGAGGGCUUUGCUUGUAGCCUUUUCCCGCACUCGCAGGAAAGAGAAUCUGUUCAGAGAGAUCCGUGAGAAGAUGAAAGCCAUGCACAUGUUUGAUCAGAGUGCUGAGGGUCAUGGUAGACCCAGGCACCGCCAGAAGAGGAGAACUGUCUUAGCAGGUCGCUCUGGUGGAGCAGGGACAGCAGGUGGGGGGGGAGCCAUUGGGGGAGGUGGAACAGGCGGAGGAGGAAAAGGAGGUGGCCGACGGAGGACUCGCUGCAGCCGCAAACCGCUCCAUGUGAACUUUAAAGAGCUGGGAUGGGAUGACUGGAUCAUUGCACCACUGGACUACGAUGCAUACCACUGUGAAGGUGCAUGUGACUUCCCACUGCGCUCUCACCUCGAACCCACCAACCACGCCAUCAUCCAAACGCUCAUGAACUCCAUGGAUCCAGAGUCAACACCGCCCAGCUGCUGUGUGCCUUCCAAGCUCAGCCCUAUAAGCAUCCUAUACAUUGAUGCUGGGAAUAAUGUGGUGUAUAAGCAGUAUGAGGACAUGGUGGUGGAGAGCUGUGGCUGUAGGUAGCAGCAUGAAAUUGGGCUGGAAUACAGCCCUUGAUUUGAAACCUACAAAAGAGCCCCAAUGCAGCACUGCCAGACUCACAGAAAUGAGCCUUAGUGCCAAAAUAUUUUAGCAAUAACUACCAUGGAUAAAGUGUGCGUGCACAAGAAUGUGGUGGAGUGGACAUAAGAGGUUAUACUCAUGGGCAUUUUGAACAGUGUCUGUCAAAGGGGCA
Ictalurus furcatus (blue catfish) is the source of this 1538-nucleotide messenger RNA. RefSeq names its product growth differentiation factor 7 (gene gdf7). Gene Ontology annotation, biological process: BMP signaling pathway; SMAD protein signal transduction. NCBI's taxonomy places the organism in Eukaryota, Metazoa, Chordata, Actinopteri, Siluriformes, Ictaluridae. Gene Ontology annotation, molecular function: cytokine activity; growth factor activity. The transcript has 2 exons. Gene Ontology annotation, cellular component: extracellular region. The coding region runs from base 104 to 1327 and encodes 407 amino acids. The record is from RefSeq and is a predicted model, not a curated record.